GCCGCCGCUCCUCCUUCCCUCCUCGCCGCACCGGCGAGGCUGCGGGGCCGGCGGGGAAGGCGGCGCUGCCUGCGGGGAGGAAGCCGGAUGAAGCCCCUCGGGCAUGCAGCGAGCCGCGGGGACCCUGCCCUGGAGCCCAGCGGCGGCAUCAGGAAGACAGCUGCCUUCAGAUGAUACAGAAUUCACUGACAGUUGCUCUUGCUCCAAUCCUGCUUCAUGAGAACUUCAGAAGAUAACUAACUGAGCAGAUGGUACGUGAACAAUACACUACAACAACACCAGGCACUAGCCUAGAGAGGCCAAAGAAUGAAUACGUCUACAAAAUUGGAAUUUAUGGCUGGAGAAAGCGUUGCCUCUACCUGUUUGUUCUUCUGCUGCUAAUCAUCCUAGUUGUGAAUUUUUCUUUGACAAUUUGGAUUCUUAAAGUGAUGUGGUUUUCUCCAACUGGAAUGGGACAUCUACGUGUUACAAAAGAAGGCCUUCGUCUGGAAGGGGAAUCAGAAUUCUUAUUCCCUCUUUAUGCCAAAGAAAUACAUUCUAGAGUGGACUCAUCACUGCUUCUCCAGUCUACUCACAAUGUGACUGUGAAUGCUCGAAAUUCAAAUGGAGAAGUCACAGGCAGAUUAAACGUGGGUCCUAAAAUGGUAGAAUUCCAUGGUCAGCAAUUUCAGAUCAACUCAAAGGAUGGCAAGCCACUUUUUACAGUGGAUGAAAAUGAGGUUGUAAUUGGCACAGAUAAACUUCGAGUCACAGGUCCUGAAGGAGCACUUUUUGAACACUCUGUAGAAACACCGCUUGUGAAGGCAGAGGCUUUUAAACAGCUUAGGCUGGAGUCACCAACGCGAUCUUUGAGCAUGGAUGCACCAAGAGGCAUUAAUAUCAAAGCACAAGCAGGGAAUAUUGAAGCUCUUUCCCAGAUGGAUAUCAAACUACACAGCAGUGAUGGUGUGCUUUUGCUCGAUGCAGAAACGGUGCGACUGCCUAAGCUGCCUGAGGGUACAAGAGGUGGAUCUGGCAUUUCCCAGGGGCUGUAUGAAAUCUGUGUUUGCCCAGAUGGCAAACUUUAUUUGUCAGUGGCCGGCGUGGGCUCCACGUGCCAAGAAUACAGCCGUGUCUGCCAAUGAAGCACCAGAAAAGGCAGCACGCCCUUGCUAUUCUCAGUUUUGUAGUAUUGCUAACGAGCAUUUACUGAAAGUGGAAUUUUCAGAAACAAAGUACUUCUGUUUAAGAAACAAAUCUGUAUCUACAACUCUGGGCUACAGGGUGAAAGGGGAAGAAGAGCACAAAUGACAUUUCAACUUCAGAAUGACUUGAGCCAGAUGAUACCUUCUGGCAGUCACACUUUGAAAACAGCCUGACGGAGAGUGUAAGGAAAAAUAAAAGGAGUAUGUUUUCUUGCUGAAUUAUUAUUCCAUCAGAUUAUUAUGUCAUUAAUAAUAUUUCUGAGCUCCGUGUUUUUUUUCUCUCACUACAUGUAAAUACUUACUGCAUUAGUGGGUGAAAUUAAAUUGAGGGAACUACUUGAACUAUUUGGUAAGACACAGCAUUAUUUGGGGAGUUAAGAGAGUGCCAGCAAAUGGUCUAUGCAAUUUCGUUCUUGCAAUAACAUAAAAUAGGAAAGAUGUGCUAUUUGUAUAAAUCCUGUGUAAAAGGUGUUAAUUUGCUAAUAGCUUUCUAUUUUAAUUUGGCAACAUACAUGCUGAUUUGUGUAUUACUGAGAUUUACAUAAAAAUAACAAGAAAGUACAGGAGUUAUUUAUACCUUCUGCGUCUUCAAUGCUGUUCACUAAAGAGAAGAGAACUAUGUUUGGAUAUUUUAUAACAGCAAUAGUUUGUUGUACUGCCUGUAGCAUCACACUCAUUAAAACCCUUUUUUUAUUUUAGGACACACUAAUCCAACAAAGCAAUUUAUUCUGCCAGCUCUACCAGUAAUAACAAAAUAAUCCUUAAUGUGGCUCCAGAUUGUCUGCUACAAGGAACUGUUUGGGCGGUGGAGAA
Oxyura jamaicensis (ruddy duck) is the source of this 1997-nucleotide messenger RNA. It is a transcript of the gene SGCG, whose product is annotated as sarcoglycan gamma. The record is from RefSeq and is a predicted model, not a curated record. Gene Ontology annotation, biological process: cardiac muscle tissue development; heart contraction. Gene Ontology annotation, cellular component: sarcoglycan complex; sarcolemma. The transcript has 9 exons. NCBI's taxonomy places the organism in Eukaryota, Metazoa, Chordata, Aves, Anseriformes, Anatidae. Bases 249 to 1124 code for a protein of 291 amino acids.